AAGAAGUCAAGCUGUGUGAAUCAAGCUUUGUUAGCCAAAACUGGAUGGAGGUUGCUCCAAAAGGAGCAAGGGUUAUGGGCUGAAGCUUUGAAUAAAAAAUAUCUUAAAGAUGAUUGCAUCAUGCAGAAGUCUACUUUACCUUUCUCUGCUAGCUCCAAUACAUGGAAAGGUAUCCUUUAUGGAGCUCAAUUACUCCCUAAUAGGGUGAAAUGGAGGAUUGGACCUGGAACGGAAAUUUCUUUCUGGAAUGAUGUCUGGACUGAUCUUGGUGCUUUGUCUGAUAUUGCCUUGAAGCCUAUUCCUUCUCACCUACAAAGUUAAGAGUUUGUGAUGUUGUCUGUGAUGGUGGAUGGGACUUACGCAUGGUAAAAGAAUUUCUUCCCGAGGAUGUGAAGCUGAAAAUUUUGAGUAUGCAUGCAGGAGGCAUCCAAAGUGGUGAUGACACAAUCAUAUGGAAGUUAUCUCAUAACGGUAAGUUUACUGUUAAAUCUGCUUAUCAUUCUCUUUUCCUGAACUCUGAGACUGAACCUUGGCCAUGGGACUUUAUUUGGAAACUUCAAGUUCCUCCAAAAGUGAAAAUUUUUCUGUGGACCCUUAUUCAUGAUCGAUUGUUGACAAAUAAAGCAAGGGUUCGUAGAGGUUUGGCUAUAGAUGCUCUUUGUCCAAGAUGCAACUUCCCUCUUGAAUCCUUGGACCAUCUCUUCAAAGAUUGCACUAUUUCAACGCGGAUUUGGUCUGCUCUUCAUUCCCCAACUUGCAUAAAAAUACUAGGAUUAUUUGUGCUGGAGGAGUCCUUCGGAAUGAUAGAGGUGAAUGGUUGAAUGGUUUCUCUGCCAAGUUAGGCAUUGGACAAGUUCUUGAAGCUGAACUUUGGGGACUGUUGAAAGGAAUGGAGAUGACAUGGCAGCAU
Fragaria vesca subsp. vesca is the source of this 910-nucleotide messenger RNA. RefSeq names its product putative ribonuclease H protein At1g65750-like. The record is from RefSeq and is a predicted model, not a curated record. NCBI's taxonomy places the organism in Eukaryota, Viridiplantae, Streptophyta, Magnoliopsida, Rosales, Rosaceae. The coding region runs from base 363 to 821 and encodes 152 amino acids. The transcript has 2 exons.